Messenger RNA from Brassica napus (rape), 3486 nucleotides. RefSeq names its product DNA-directed RNA polymerase 1, mitochondrial-like. NCBI's taxonomy places the organism in Eukaryota, Viridiplantae, Streptophyta, Magnoliopsida, Brassicales, Brassicaceae. Gene Ontology annotation, cellular component: mitochondrial DNA-directed RNA polymerase complex. Gene Ontology annotation, molecular function: DNA binding; DNA-directed RNA polymerase activity. Bases 266 to 2944 code for a protein of 892 amino acids. The record is from RefSeq and is a predicted model, not a curated record. Gene Ontology annotation, biological process: mitochondrial transcription. The transcript is spliced from 17 exons.
UUUGAGCCCAAAUAAAUAUUAUAACCGGGUCGGGUUAACAAAGAUCCAUGAAAAACGUGAGGCAGAAAGAAACCAAAGGUUUUACGAAGGGUUUAUAUCGGAGGCUGCUGUGCUUCACGGCGUCUUCUCCCCCCUCCAGAGAAUCUCUCCUCUCUCCUCUCUUCACCCAAGUCUCACUUUUAAACUCUGAUUCUCUUACAUUAGUCCCCAACCUCUAUGCCCGCAACGAUUCCUCGUAUACUUCUCAACCAUCCGUGAUCAGAAAAUGUGGAGGAACAUUUUCGGAAGAGCCACUUCGAGAAAGUUCAAACCUUUCUCCGGUUCCCCCUCCGGCAACAAAAUCCACAGCAUCCUUUCGUCGAUUGAGCUCGUGGGUAGCCUUCAAAACCGACCACCCACAAACCCAUUUCACCAAUUGGGAAGAGCGAGCUCUGUUCUUCACGGCCAACGCUUUGCGUUCGCCACAGCUACGCAAGCAAUUGAAGACGAUUCCUCUUCUGGGUCCGAAGAAGUUAACGAAUUGAUGACGGAGACGGGAACGGGAGCUCAGAAGAAGUACCACUCUUUGAAGCAGAGACAAGUGAGGCUCGAGACCGAGGAGUGGGAGCGAGCGGCGAGAGAGUGUCGUGAGAUUAUAGAGGAUAUGUGCGAGCAGAAGCUCGCUCCGAAUCUUCCUUACGUGAAGUCUCUGUUUCUCGGGUGGUUUGAGCCUCUGCGCGACGCUAUUCGAGCUGACCUUGAUGCGUUUAAGGUCAAGAGAGGGAAGAUCCCUUAUGCUCCUUAUAUGGAGCUGUUGCCUGCUGAUAUGAUGGCUGUUAUCACUAUGCAUAAGAUGAUGGCGCUGUUGAUGACUAAUGCUGAAGGUGUUGGUGUUGUUAGAGUGGUGAAUGCUGUUACUAAUGUUGGGGAAGCUAUUGAGCAGGAGGCCAGGAUCAGCAGCUUUAUGCAGAAAGGAAAGAGGAAGAAUGAAGCUGUGGAUGCUUCAGGAGAGACUGGGACUAAAGAAGCGGUGAAGCUGAAGAAGCAAAUUAACACACUGUUGAAGAAACACAAGGUGAGGCGAGUAAGUGGAAUAGUGAAGGCACAUGACUCGUUCAAGCCAUGGGGUCAAGAGGCUCAAGUGAAGGUUGGGGCACGUUUGAUUCAGCUCUUGUUGGAAACUGCUUAUAUACAGCCUUCAGCUGAACAGUUUGAUGAUGGUCCACCAGAGAUCCGACCUGCUUUUAAGCAAUCUUCCAAAAACGUCACUUUAGAAAAUACAAAAUUAAGCAGAAGAUAUGGUUGCAUCGAAUGUGAUCCUCUGAUCCGAAAGGGCCUUGACAAAUCAGCAAGACAUAUGGUGAUUCCCUACUUGCCAAUGUUAAUACCUCCUCGGAACUGGACAGGGUAUGAUCAAGGGGCACAUUUUUUCUUGCCUUCAUACCUCAUGAGAACAAAUGGAUCUAAACAACAACGUAUUGCAGUAAACAAAACUCCCAAGGCGCAACUGGAGCCAGUAUUCAAGGCGUUAGAUACUCUUGGAAACACCAAAUGGAGAAUAAACAAAAAGGUGUUGAGCUUGGUGGACAGAAUCUGGGCCAAUGGUGGUCGUCUUGGUGGUCUCGUUGACCGUGAUGACGUACCCAUUCCAGAGGAGCCCGACGGUGAGGACCAGGAAGAAUUAAAGCAAUGGAAAUGGAAAUUUAAGGAAGCAAAUAAAGAGAACAGCGAGAGACAUUCACAAAGGUGUGAUGUAGAGCUCAAACUCGAGGUGGCACGUAAAAUGAAGGAAGAAGAAGGUUUCUACUUCCCUCACAACGUUGACUUUCGUGGCCGAGCGUAUCCCAUGCAUCCAUAUCUUAACCAUCUCGGGUCUGAUCUCUGCCGUGGCAUCCUUGAGUUUUGUGAGGGAAAGCCUCUUGGCGAAUCAGGAUUGCGGUGGCUGAAGGUACAUAUAGCGAACUUAUACGCUGGUGGGGUUGAUAAGUUCGCUAAUGAGGAUCGAGUUGCAUUUACCGAGAGUCACUUGGAAGAUAUAUUUGACUCUUCUGAUAGGCCUCUUGAAGGAAAAAGAUGGUGGCUUAAUGCAGAGGAUCCCUUUCAGUGUUUGGCUGCUUGCAUGAACCUUUCUAAAGCUUUGAGAAGUUCUGUUCCUGAAGCAGCUAUUUCUCAUAUCCCCAUCCACCAGGAUGGUUCAUGUAAUGGUUUACAACACUAUGCGGCUCUUGGGAGGGAUAAGACUGGAGCAGCUGCUGUCAACCUCUUUACAGGUGAAAAGCCGGCUGAUAUUUAUGCAGAUAUUGCUGCUAGGGUUCUCAAGAUCAUGCAGAAAGAUGCAGAGGAAGAUCCUGAAACAUUUCCCUACGCCAAGCUCAUGCUUGACCAGGUUGACAGGAAGCUGGUGAAACAGACAGUCAUGACAACAGUGUAUGGUGUUACAUACAGUGGCGCACGUAACCAAAUAAAGAAGAGGUUAAAAGAGCGUGGUGCCUUUGCGGAUGAUUCACAAAAUUUUCAUGCAGCUUAUUAUGCAGCAAGAGUCACUACUAACGCACUGGAAGAGAUGUUUGGAGCUGCUAGAGCCAUCAUGAUCUGGUUUGGUGAAUGUGCAAAGAUAAUAGCUUCACAAAACAAACCAGUUUGUUGGACGACUCCUCUUGGACUUCCAGUUGUACAACCCUAUCGGCAGCCUGGAAGACACUUGGUUAAGACUACCCUUCAGGUGUUGACUAUUAAACGAGAUACUGAAAAGGUGAAGGCUAGGAAGCAGAUGACAGCUUUCGCACCAAAUUUUGUACAUUCCCUUGAUGCGUCUCACAUGAUGAUGACAGCAGUCGCCUGCAACAGGGCAGGUUUGAGUUUUGCAGGUGUGCAUGACUCAUUCUGGACGCAUGCAUCCGAUGUUGAUGUAAUGAACAGAAUACUCAGAGAGAGUUUGUUGAGCUCUACGACAAGCCAGUCUUAGAAAAUCUGUUGGAGUUUCCAGAAGUCCUUCCCAAGCCUAAGGUUUCCACCACUGCCAGAACGAGGCGACUUUGAUCUAAGAGAGGUCAUACGGUCGCCAUACUUCUUCAACUAAUUCAGUUUACUUACAUAACAGAAGCUCCAGUGCUCCAUCUAGCAUUUAGGGCAGAGUAAGCUUGCCUCUUCGUGCCAAUAAUUUGAUCAAAGGGAAAAGAUUAUCUGUAAUCAGCAAUGAGGAAUGUUGAUGGUUAACCUCAACUCAGAGGUGGGCUUAGGGCUACUUGUAAAUAACAAAACAGGAAGAGUGUUUCGCACCUUGGCAUCAUGGAAGGCGUUGGAUUGGAGUAUCGAACCAGUGGCACUCCUGAGAGGUGGUGGUCUUAGUAGACUCGAAUCCAUUAGGUUUUUGUAAAGAUAAUGUUUUAUCUCGAAUAAAAUAAAAUUUGCAAUGAUGAAAGAUCAAGCAGGAGGAUGUCACGACCCAAAACAACUUAAUAAUAGAGAACAAUUUGAUUUAUUAAGCAAUGAAUUUCUUUAGGUUCA